AUGGCAAUUGUGUUCAAGAAUCUUUUUGUUCUCCCUGUCCUUUUCCUUUCCAGUUACGCCCAACUUUGGUUGAGGCCUGAUGCCUACGUAUUAUUCAACAGGAAAAAGAUCUUAGGCCCUCAUGAAUUGUUUAACGACCCUUUUGGAGAUGCUCUAGAUUAUAAGAGGAAAAAGAUCACCGAUGAUUUCGGGACUGCCCCACUAUCAGAUUCCGAAAAACCUUCUGUUCGUCCUAAUUAUGCGGGUCUACCUAAGGAACCUAAAGGGAGAUGGGAGUUGGUUGCUGUGAAUUCUGGUGUAUCAGCCAUGCAUGCAAUCUUGCUUCCUAGAGUUAACAAGGUUUUAAUGUAUGAUGCUACCAUUUGGAAGAAAUCAGAAAUCCGGUUGCCUACUGGGCAUUGCCGUCUGCUUAACCAGACUACAGGUGAAAAGGAUUGUUAUUGUCAUUCAGUUUUGUUUGACAUUGUCACAACGGCAUUAACACCACUGGAGCUUCACACAGAUACAUGGUGUUCAUCAGGAGGUCUUUCCGUUGAUGGAAACCUGGUGGGCACUGGCGGUUUCCAAGGAGGUGCCAAUACUGUUAGAUACUUGGAGACAUGUAAAGGCUGUAACUGGAGAGAAUUUCCAACGGCACUUGCUGAUCGUAGAUGGUACUCAACACAAGCGGAACUUCCUGAUGGUGGAUUCAUCGUGGUUGGUGGUCGCGAAGCUUUUAGUUAUGAGUACAUUCCACGAGAAGGAGACUCCAAUGCCAAGUCCUACUUCUUUGACUUCCUCAAGAAAACCAGUGAUAGGGAUGAGAACAAUUUGUAUCCUUUCGUCCACCUCUCCACCGAUGGCAACCUCUUCAUCUUUGCCAAUAAUCUUGCCGUCCUGCUCAAUCCCAAAUCCAACAAGGUUGUCCAUGAGUUCCCAGCCCUUCCAGGAGGUCAUCGCAGCUACCCUGCCACCGGAAUGUCUGCGCUGCUCCCAAUAAAACUACACUCCAAAAAUAAUGAUGUCAUCCCAGCUGAAGUCUUGGUUUGUGGAGGCUCCGGACACGAAGAUGCAUAUACCCAAGCUAGCAAAGAUAUUUUCUACACAGCACUCCAAGACUGUGGAAGAAUCAGAAUUACAGAUAAAAAGCCUGUCUGGAAGAGAGAAAUCAUGCCAUCACCCCGUGUUAUGGGUGACAUGGUGAUUCUUCCCACGGGAGACAUCCUCAUGCUCAAUGGUGCUAAGAGAGGAUGCUCGGGAUGGGGUUUUGCCAGAGAACCAAAUUUGGCCCCAGCAAUAUAUUAUCCCAAAGCAAAGUUAGGCAACAGAUUUAUGCAACUAAAAGCCUCUAUAAUUCCAAGAAUGUACCAUUCGUCUUCUGUGGUACUACCAAACGGUAAAGUCCUUGUGGCUGGAAGCAACACAAACAAUGGAUACGUUUAUAAUGCCAUUUUCCCCACUGAAUUAAGAGUUGAGAAAUUCUCCCCACCUUACUUGGAUCCAUCAGUGGCAGUGCAUAGACCUGUGAUUGUAACUGAUAAAGCCCCAGAGCAGAUUAGUUAUGAUGAGACGUUCCAGCUCCAAAUCAAAUCAACAGCAGUAAAAGUAGAGAAGAAAGACAUCAUAGUAACGAUGUAUGCUCCUGCUUUUACCACUCAUGGGGUGUCAAUGAAUCAAAGACUCCUCGACUUGGGUUUGGAGGAUGUGAUUGCCGAAAAUGCUUUCCUAGGGAUCCACACUAUCACCGCUGUGUCACCACCCAGCGGUAAGGUUGCUCCUCCAGGGUACUACAUGCUCUUUGUUGUUCAUCAAGGAGUGCCAAGUGUUUCCACCUGGGUGCAGAUCAAGUGA
Messenger RNA from Populus euphratica (Euphrates poplar), 1830 nucleotides. RefSeq names its product galactose oxidase-like. The coding region runs from base 1 to 1830 and encodes 609 amino acids. Lineage: Eukaryota; Viridiplantae; Streptophyta; Magnoliopsida; Malpighiales; Salicaceae. The transcript is spliced from 3 exons. The record is from RefSeq and is a predicted model, not a curated record.